Molecule: messenger RNA, 4218 nt
Organism: Miscanthus lutarioriparius
Lineage: Eukaryota; Viridiplantae; Streptophyta; Magnoliopsida; Poales; Poaceae
Source: the annotation of a GenBank genome assembly
AUGUAUGCCGUGGGGAAGGUGGGCAGCCUCAUCUCCCGCAGCGUGUACUCUGUGUCCGGCCCAUUCCACCCGUUCGGUGGCGCGGUCGACGUCGUCGUCGUGCAGCAGCAGGACGGCAGCUUCAAGAGCUCGCCGUGGUACGUGCGGUUCGGCAAGUUCCAGGGGGUGCUCAAGUCGAGGGAGAAGGUGGUCGACAUCUCCGUCAAUGGCGUCGAGGCGGGGUUCCACAUGUACCUGGACAGCAACGGCGAGGCCUACUUCCUCAGGAAUGCGGACCCAAAUGGCGAGGAGGAAGUGGAGUUCAUCGUCUCCCCCGCCUCGUCGGGAGAUGAGCGGGAGGUGCCGAUCCAGGAGGCUCAGCUGAGGAAGUCGAAGAGCACUUCGUGUGAUAGCUCGACGAUGGAAGCUGAUGUUGGUGAGGGCAAGAUUCUUGCGAGGACAACCUCGAGGCGGACAACCAUACUUGAAAGGAUGUUUGGUCGGAAAUCGGUUAAGAAUAAUGCCCAUGCUGUGGAUAGGGUGAGUUCGUUGGAGCGAGCAGAGAUUGCUGUGGAACUCCUUGAUACCAAGUGGUCAACAAAUCUCCCACGGAGUUCAAAAACUAAUGGUUCAAAUGAUGAGCCUUCCAAGAGCAAUUUGGCAGAAGUUAGCAACAAUGAUCAGAUGGAAACAUCAAAACCUAAUGGUUCAACUGAUGAACCUUCCAAGAGCAAUUUGGCAGAAGUUAGCAACAAUGAUCAGAUUGAAACCUCAAAACCUGUGUUUUCAGAACAUAGCUUGGAUCAUGGAAAAGAGAUGGACUCUGACUGCGAUAAUGCUCACUGCAAUUCAUGUAGCCCCCGUGGAGGAAGAAACAGUUCAGCACAUGAAACCGAUCAGUGUUUACAAGCCACUAUUGUGAAGAAAGAGGUGGUUGAGAUACACACGCGUGAGAGUAGCGACUUCACUGAUAAUAUCAUUUCAAUCACACAUCAACAUGGGUCUGAAUCUUUGUCAAAUGAUCUGGGAACAGAUAAACUUACACAUCAGCCUGUUGAUACUCAAGAUGAGCUGCUGCAUGAUGUUGAAGAUGUCGCUGGAAGGGAGACACAUACAGAGGAGGUUGGGAUACACACGCCUGAGAGUAGCGACUUUGCUGAUAAUAUUACUUCAAUCACACAUCAACAUGGGUCAGAAUCUUUGUCAAAUGAUCUGGGAACAGAUAAACUUACGCAUCAGUCUGUCGAUACUCAAGAUGAGUUGCUGCAUGAUGUUGAAGAUGUCGCUGGAAGGGAGACACAUACAGAGGAGGUUGAGAUACACACGCGUGAGAGUAGCGAAUUCACUGAUAAUAUCACUUCAAUCACACAUCAACAUGGGUCAGAAUCUUUGUCAAAUGAUCUGGGAACAGAUAAACUUACGCAUCAGUCUGUCGAUACUCAAGAUGAGUUGCUGCAUGAUGUUGAAGAUGUCGAUGGAAGGGAGACACAUACAGAGGAGGUUAUUUCCAAUGGCAUUUUUGAAAUCCAUGUUGUUGAGACAGACAUUACAAGUGGUAAGAGUGAGGUGGUUUCUGAGAUUGUUACUGUUGAUUCUGAUGGAGCUAACCAAAAUUUUACAGAUUCAAAUUACCAAAAUUAUGUCACCACAGAUAUAUCAGCUGAAAGGCAUGAGGUUUCAUUGACCCCUUCUGCACAUGAUGCAUUUCAAGAGAAAAUAGUUAUCCUCAGCAGUUCUGAGACUGUGGAGGGAUCACUAGAUGCAGUUCAAGAGAAAGUAGUCAUUCUCAGCAGUUCUGAGACUCUGGAGAGCUCAUAUGCUGUGCCCUGUAUUUUGGAUGACACAGUUCAUGAUGCUUCCGAUAUCUCACAGGCUGACAGUGUACAACAUGAGGAGCACUCUAGUAUCUCUGAUGUGAGCACAGAAAAGCUAAUUUCUGAGGAAAGUUCUUUAGUAUGCUAUGGCGCUCCCAGCAACAAAAAGGACUUGGUUAAUGUAGUUGUUCAAGAAUGUGAAGCUUUUAUCUCAGAAAAUCCUGCUCCCCAAAUCUUGGAAGAGAAUGGUCCAGAUAUGGAUGUAUCUACCGACAGUGUUUCCCUUUCCCAUGCAGACGCAGCUCAUGAUUUAGCUUGUCAGCAUGUUUCUUCUAGUGUUGUAGAGACACCAAGUUAUGAGCUUGACAUCGGUCCUGAAGAUGUAACAAAGAACUCAAUUGUGGAAAAUGAAGCAUGCAGUGGGGAGCUUGUUGUUUCUGUUAUUCAGACCUCAAUGGGAGAUGGACUGACAAAAUGCAUUGCUCAGCCAGCUGUUUUUUCUAAUAAAAUAGAAGUAGAGGGCUCACCAACUGCUGUUGGAUUUUCCAGUUUGGUUAGUGUUGAAGUGCAAAACACAAAACUAGAAGAUGACACAAACAAAUCUAGUUCUGUGAUUGGAGAUGAAGUUGGUUUUGCACCUGAGGCUACAGCUGAGCUUGAUGAAGAAGCAGAACCAGUUGUAUCAUUCUCUGAAUAUACAGAAGAAAUUCAGUUUCAAUUUAGUGAUACUGAAAAUUUUGCAGAUAGAAAGGCCACAGAUGACAUGGUGGCUAACAAAACAACUGGUGAAGUAGAACAUGAUGAAUCUGAUUGUGACACCAAAAAACAGGAAGGAGGUGAUGUAGUUCUUGCAAAUGACUUGGAGAACUGUUCUGAUUCAAUAAAGCCUGGGACUAGCCCUGUUUCUAUUCCUGCAAUUGACUUCCAGUCAGGAGAUAGUAACAUAGAGGCUAAAUCUCUACCAAAUCUCCGUUCUCAUAUACAUGAUCUUGAAAGGUCUGAUAGUUUUCAGCUAAGCCGCUCACUACAAUCAAAUGCUGAAAAUAAUGGGGUUGACCCAGUCAAGAGCACGGAUUCUGCUUUUCUUGAGCAGAAAUCAGAAGUUAUUGGUGAUUCAGAAGGAAAUACCAGCCCACCUGAGGUUACCAGCAAUGUAGCACCUGAUGGCAAGCAUGCUGAUGACCUGAAAGUUGAUGCAUUCAUCCCUUUUGCAGAAUUAUCACUAUGCAGGCACCUGUUAUCUGAAGGCAUGGGCGAGGAUGCUGCUUGCAGUGCAUUUGAUUCUGAGAAGGUAACCUUAGAGAAGUUCCGUGACAUGAAGCAAUCACUGAUGCGAAACAACAAACUAGUUGUUAGGAUUGCUGGCCGCUAUUUUCCCUGGGAUGCUGCUGCGCCUAUAGUGCUUGGUAUGAUUUCUUUCAGUGAGGAACAAGUUUUUGAACCCAAAGGAAUGAUAAAGGUGGAGCGGGUUGAGCAAAGUGAAGCUCCAGGUGGCAGCUGGAGAAUCUGGCCAUUUAGUUUCAGACGAACAAGGACUAUUAGUGCUAUCCAGCCAGUUUGUGAAAGUACUGUUGAGACUUCUGUAUCCACUCCUAAAGAAUCCACACCUAUUAAAGAACUAGAUAGAGAAAGGAAUAAAUCCAGGGCAAAGAGGAUUGAGAGGAAGGUGCGAUCACUCACUCCGACAUCUGAGGAGCUUGCAUCUCUUGAUCUCAGAGAGGGAAGGAACGUGGUAACAUUUACUUUCUCAACUGCAAUUGUUGGGAAACAGCAGGUUGAUUGCCACAUAUAUUUAUGGAAAUGGAAUACACGCAUUGUAAUAUCUGAUGUGGAUGGAACUAUCACUAAGUCUGAUGUUCUUGGGCAGUUCAUGCCACUAGUUGGAGUUGAUUGGUCCCAAAAUGGAGUUGCUCAUUUGUUUUCUGCAAUAAAGGAAAAUGGAUAUCAGCUUCUAUUUCUGAGUGCACGCGCUAUUUCACAAGCCCACAUUACAAGACAGUUUCUUUUCAACCUAAAGCAGGAUGGCAAAGCACUUCCUGAUGGCCCUGUUGUUAUAUCUCCAGAUGGUCUCUUCCCGUCACUUUACAGAGAAGUCAUCAGAAGAGCUCCGCAUGAAUUCAAGAUUUCAUGUCUAGAGGCUAUCAAAGAUUUAUUUCCACACGACUCAAAUCCAUUUUAUGCUGGAUUUGGAAAUAGAGAUACAGAUGAGCUUAGCUACCUCAAGGUUGGUAUUCCUAUGGGCAAGAUCUUCAUAAUAAACCCCAAGGGUGAAGUUUCAGUGAAUCGGCGGGUUGAUACAAAGUCAUACACAUCCUUGCAUGCUCUUGUCCAUGGGAUGUUCCCUCCAAUAUCGUCAUCGUCUGAGCAGGAGGACUACAAUGCUUGGAAUUACUGGAAGAUGCCAUUGCCUGAUGUUGAUUUGUGA